AUAUGUCUUUUUCCAGUUUCAGUACUCCUCAUGUCGUGGUUUGGAGUGGAACAAGUAAAAGCGAAUUCCUGCAUCAGAACCGCUCGCACAAUAUAUUGCUACGAGUGUGACAGUUGGACGGAUGUACGCUGUAAAGACCCGUUCAACUACACAGCAUUGCCGCGCGACCAGCCGCCAUUGCAGACUUGCAACGGCUGUUGCGUCAAAAUGGUCCGGUACUCCAAGAGCCCGUACGAGGUCGUCAGACGUACGUGCACAUCGCAGCUCCAAAUCAAUUUGUUUAUGGUCGACCACGUUUGCAUGAUGGAAAGUACUGGCACGGGCCACAUGUGUUUCUGUGAGGAGGACAUGUGUAACGGAGCGGGGGCGCUCACCUCGACGCUGCUUCUCACACUGACGCUAGCAUGUGCAUGCCUGAGGUGAAGUAGAUUAGAUUACAAUCACCGUCAAAUAAAAAAAGCUCUGUUUCACAGCGGAGGGGAUGGAUCUGCGCACGCGUCUUAGUACCAGUGUUGUUGCGAUAGCUAUAGAUUCGUUAUCGAUAGUUGACCUUGAAAAGAGUCGCACUGCCGCUAGAACUAUCGAAACUAAUCAGUACGUUAGUAUCGAGCGAGAAAUAAGUAAAUAUUUGUUGUAUCGAUAUGCUAUGGAUAUUUAGCCGUGUAUUACUUAUUUUUGACACUCAAUAUU
Molecule: messenger RNA, 690 nt
Organism: Diatraea saccharalis (sugarcane borer)
Lineage: Eukaryota; Metazoa; Arthropoda; Insecta; Lepidoptera; Crambidae
Source: the annotation of a GenBank genome assembly